Messenger RNA from Penicillium verhagenii, 1371 nucleotides. RefSeq names its product putative C6 transcription factor. Gene Ontology annotation, cellular component: nucleus. Gene Ontology annotation, biological process: positive regulation of transcription by RNA polymerase II. Gene Ontology annotation, molecular function: transcription cis-regulatory region binding; DNA-binding transcription factor activity. NCBI's taxonomy places the organism in Eukaryota, Fungi, Ascomycota, Eurotiomycetes, Eurotiales, Aspergillaceae. The transcript has a single exon. The coding region runs from base 1 to 1371 and encodes 456 amino acids. The record is from RefSeq and is a predicted model, not a curated record.
AUGGAGGAAUUUCUUUCGCCCGGAACAUUCUCUAGUGCUGAUGAAUAUGCUGUUAAUCCGCGGUUUCUUGAACUGCAAGAAGAACUCAGAAGCGUUCUUUUCAACAGUCUCGACCCAAGCAGCUACACAUCCCCCCCAUCAGAGCCACUGGGGGCGACAGAAACAGCGAGAACAAUUCACCUAGAUUUUACCCGUGUCUCCAUCCCCAAAAUCCAUCUUGUUCAAUAUCUUGAAAAUUGGAUUACAGAAUGCGCGCCUUACCUCGAUAAAUUUGAUGAGACAAGAACUUUUGGUGUGUAUCUUCCAGUUUUGGCGAAUAAACACCCUGCCCUCUUAUACGCUAUUCUUGCUUUCUCUGCUCGUCAAAUGGAACGCAAAGCUUCCCUCGAAAAGGCAUAUGAGAGUCUAGAGCUCUAUCAAGUGUCUAUCCGCCUCCUUGGCCCAUCUCUCCAGGCCAAAGACCCAAAUGCUUUGGCUACCGGGGUCGUUUUGGCCGUUAUGGAGCUGAUGUCGGUCUCCCCGAGAGAUUGGAGGCGUCACGUCGAAGGCUGCGCUGCGCUUUUUGACUCUUUCAAUGUGAACGGACUAUCAGGUGGUCACCUCCAAGCCGUAUUCUGGUGCUAUGCACGCAUGGAGCUAUGUGGAGCUAUGAUUUCCAACGGCACAGAAAGUACAGUCCUACCCUUGGAGAAAUGGGUACCAGCCGUGCCUGAAGCAGCUACCCCCAUGGAAUGCGAUAUUAUAAUUCGGGAUCUGUUCUGUGAGAAAGGCAUUGUCUCUCCAGAUAUGCACGCAAAUUGGUCAGUUUAUCUCUGUGCCAAAACAUGUCACCUUUCUUGUCGAAAUACACGAUACGUUGAGCUGGGUGAAGUGGUCGAUGAUCCUCGUUCUUUCCUAGAUCGAUGGACCUCUCUGUGGAAUGAAUUGCAAUAUUGGCGCGAAAAAAGACCGCGAUCUAUGUUACCUCUUAAGACGAUAGGCCAAAAUCAUUCCACUUUCCCCGAAAUCCUCUUCCCACACUGGGCAGCUAUCUCAGCUAACCAGCUGUACCAUACUGCUUGUAUAAUUAUGCUCGAUAUGAGGCCAGUGCAGCAUGUCGUUCCACCGUCAAGUCCGAUUUACUCUUCUAUUUACCAUUCGCGGAGAGUUUGUGGAAUCUCUCUUACGAAUCCUCACAGUGGCAGCUUGAUCAACGCUAUUCAGCCGUUAUAUAUUGCAGGCAAGCUGCUCAGUCACCACAGUGAGCAUGUUGAGGUGGCAAGGCUGUUCAAGACCGUCGAGGAGACUACAGGCUGGGGGGCACUUUGGAGAUUAAAGGAUUUGGAACGCGCUUGGGGUUAUGAAGCCGGCGAGCUAUUAUCAGCGAUCUGA